GCCGGUGAGUUGGUGUGCGAUAGUGAGGUUUAGAGCCGUUUGUCCUCAAGGCUUUUCUAUAAGCAACACGUUUAUCAGCACCCUGAAUUCCUGCACUUAUUAGCACCUGGGUGCGACAGUUUAGGUUUAUCAAGGUACGGCAUCUUCAGGAAUUCCAUUGUUACUUGCCCGAAUAUAAAGGAUACAAGCUGCUGAUGUGACAGGCCACCAAAAAAAUGUUCAUUAAACCAUUCGUACUUUUGGCCGGUAGCUUGUCGAUUUUCGCAUACCCAAACCCAGGUUUUGCAGCCAAACGAAGCGAUACUCAAUCAUGUUCAGCAUUUAUGGCCAACCCGUCAUCGACCUACUCUUGUGAAAAUUCCACGACGGUGACUUCCAACAGCUGCUGUUUUGAACGAGCUGGUCUCAUGUUGCAUACCCAGUUCUGGGAUUACGACCCAGACAAACUUAGCAGUGCUAAAAAACGGGACUUGGGAUAUCUGCCGGUACACAGAAACAAGAAACGCAGCGGAGCUCCAAGCAGUUCGUACCCCAUUAACAAGUCGUUCACGAUCCACGGGUUGUGGUCUGAUUACUGUGCUACCAGUUCGGGUAAACUGGCAGGGUAUCCUGCGAGCUGUGAUGCUGAUUUGGCGGUGCCCGACUCUGUCAACCUCUCUGACUUGAUUGCCAACCAGUUCAACAAACCGGACUUGUACCAGUUGAUGAAGACGUACUGGGUUAACACCGAGUCCUCGAAUGUAGCAGGCGAUUCAGAUGAAGAAUUGUGGGCUCAUGAGUAUAACAAACAUGGAACUUGUAUGAACACAGUUCGGCCUGAGUGCUUCACGGGAGUCUACAAACAGUAUGAUGCAGCGGUUGAGUUCUGGCAGAAAGUUACGAAGGUGUGGGACGGGUUGAAUACCUACGAAUUUUUAGAGCUGGCAAGUAUUGUGCCUACCACCGAUAACACCUAUGAAUUGGUGGACAUCAAGAGUGCAUUACAGGAGGCAUUUGGAAAGGAUGUUUAUGUUUCGUGCAAAGACGGUGCAUUAAACGAGAUCUGGUACUAUUACCACGUUAAGGGGUCUAUUUUGACGGGGGAUUAUAAGCCGGUGGAUAAGAUUGGCAGUGACCGGUGUCCCGACGAGGUGUACUAUAUUCCCAAGUAGCACAGCAAAGGUGUAUAUGUAUCAUAGCAAAGGUGUAUUAAGUGUAGCACAAGUCAAUUGAGUGUAUUUUUGAUACACAAAAGCAUUUAUUACAAUACACAUUGUGUAGAUCUGAGUCAUCAAUACAUCAGCUGCAUACUUAGAUAUUCACUACUUAGUUAGCUAAACCAAUAACUCCACAAGCAGCUCUGCCCCCUGCGUUACCGGUGGUCUUGGAGAGUUCGUGAGCACCCUUACCCAAGUCAUCGACACCAUCGUGAACAACAACACUCCUUCCGAUAAUGUGGUUGUUACCAAUCAACUUAAGCAACAAAUCUUGCUUGGUACCCUUGGCAACACCCUCAGAGUCGGUGGUGAUGUUACCCAAGUCACCCACAUGUCUUUCAUCGUCUUCGGGGGCACCAUGGGUCUUGGUGAAUGGGUUGAAGUGAGGACCGGCAGAGGUACAACCGUUGGUGUUGUCACCAAAGGCAUGGACGUGGAAGCCUCUCAAAGCGUUUGGUUGGUUACCGGUGAUUUCCCAGGAAAUGGUGGUAGGUUCAGACUCGGAGGCUUGUUCAAAGUGAACCACUCCGGUGACUUUGGCGUCACCUCUCAAUACAGCAACUGCUUUAACCAUUUUUAAUUGAUGUUGUACGUAGAAAAAUAAAUCGAGGCCGACGCCCCUUAUAUAGUUGCCCAAUUGCCGGCGGUGUGGCUUACAAAUUCUUCAUCAAAUCAGAAGCGGGGGCCACGCACGACCGAUUUCCCAGCUUCACCAAUAUGGCAACUGCUUUCUUAUAUACUUGUGAGCCACCACCCUUGUAGUUAUCGACUCCGUGAUACUUGUAGUUAUUGACUCGCUGGUGGUGACACAGGGCUACCAGGUGGUCCGUGAUCGUCCCUGGGAAGAAUAGCACCUGGGAGAGGCUUUUUCUUGCUAGCCUUGGGCGGUGGCGGCACUGGCGGCACCGUAUCGAUCAAGUAGAACACGUACCCGGUGGCGACAAUUAUCAAUGCGGUAUACAUCAACGUGCCCUUGUCCCUGAGCCGGUGUAAAAAACGAUCUAUGACUGUCAUUACUUGCAAGUAAAAAAGACUGAUGCGCAACUGAGGAGGAGUGGCGGUAUAAAGCCAGAGGAAAUCCCCUGUCGCAGCAAUUGGGAAUUUUAACUAACUAUGAGUUUUAAAGAUUACAUUAUUACAUUGAAGGAACAAGCCAGCGAGGCCGAUGUCGCAUCUGUCAAGAGCAAGGUUUCAGAGUUGGGCGGUACUAUCAAGAAUGAGUUCAGCUUGAUCAAGGGGUUCACUGCUUCGCUUCCUGUUAUCCACUUUGACUCGAUCAAGAAG
Molecule: messenger RNA, 2480 nt
Organism: Yamadazyma tenuis ATCC 10573
Lineage: Eukaryota; Fungi; Ascomycota; Pichiomycetes; Serinales; Debaryomycetaceae
Gene: RBT7
Product: Rbt7p
Biological process (GO): RNA catabolic process
Cellular component (GO): extracellular region
Molecular function (GO): ribonuclease T2 activity; RNA binding
Source: RefSeq, a predicted model, not a curated record